Molecule: messenger RNA, 1224 nt
Organism: Moesziomyces antarcticus
Lineage: Eukaryota; Fungi; Basidiomycota; Ustilaginomycetes; Ustilaginales; Ustilaginaceae
Product: ectomycorrhiza-regulated esterase
Exons: 3
Coding region: 1-1224 (407 amino acids)
Source: RefSeq, a predicted model, not a curated record
AUGGUGGGGUCGGGUCGUACAAGCGCACGGCCUCUGCGACCCGGCCACUAUCUCGGUAUCGACAAGGCCAUUCUGCUCUACACCAAAGCAGUCGUAACAAUGCCAGCUCGAGAGGAGGACCUGCUCAUCCCGUCGGUGCAGCCAGGCAUCAAGAUCGUCGGCAUCCUGCAGCGCAAGAGCAUCGAGGCGUCCACCUCGUCGCAACGCCAGCCCAUCGCGCUCAUCCUGCACGGCCUGCUGGCGCACAAGAACCAGUGCUACCAUCGUGCGCUCGCCGAUGCGCUGCCCAUCGACUCGCUGCGCUUCGACUUUCGCGGAAACGGCGACUCGCACGGCGACUGGACGCUGGGCAGCCUCGACAACGAUGUGACCGACCUGGCGACGGUGGUGCGCCACCUGCACCAUCGGCUGGGCUACAAGAUCGAGCUGAUCGUGGCGCACUCGCGCGGAUCCAUGGUCUCGUGGAUGUACCUCUCGCGUGGGCCAGAGGUGCUUCGUGCAGAUAUGGGCAGCGCUGGCAUUCCCAAGCUUGCCGUGGUGUCGGGUAGGUGGUUCAUGGACGGAGUGCUCGAAACCUACGCCCGCUUCCAGGAGGGGUUCAAAAAGGAAGGCUUCUAUCGCUGGAAGUUUACGAGUGCAGGAAAGAAGAGAGAACACAUCGUGUACCCCAAGGACCUCGAGCAGAUGGCGGCGAUCAAGGAGCCCAGAGACUACGUCGCCCGCGUGUCGCCAGACACACAAGUCAUCAUCCUUCACGGCACGGCAGACCAGAUUGUGCCGGAGCGCGAUGCACACACGUAUCUGGCCGCGCUCGACUCGAAUCCAGCGCGCACACCGGGCUCGCACCAGCUUCAUCUCAUCCAGGGCGCCGACCACAUGUACAGAGGUGCCACGCAGCCCGUCGUCGAGCGCAUCUGCAGCUGCGCGACCAUGCCUCGCAACACCUCCGCCGCGUGCCUGCUGUUUGUGCGCAUCUGCCAGCUGCAAAUCGACGGCAAGAACGUGGGCGAUUUCGUGGACCGCAUCCAGACGCUUUCGCUCGAGUACCAGCAAGCCUCGGGCAGCGCUGUUGACGACGAUGCGCUCAUGGCCAUCCUCAUCAACCAGGCCAUGCCCAUCCCCGAGUACCACCUCGUCGUCAAAGAGCUCACCGAGUCCGGCCGUCUGACCGACUACUACACGCUCGCCUCGGCGCUCCAGAACCGCUGGAAGCAGAUCCGCUGA